AUGUCGACUUCUCAGCCUCCCCUGCGUUUCUCAUCCCACAAGUCCCUCACCUCUCGACUCGUCCUCUCGACCCUCCUUGGCCGCGCAGUCCGCAUCGACCAGAUCCGUCCCGACUCUCCUACGAAUCCAGGCCUUGCGCCGCACGAGAUUUCUUUCCUCCGCCUCCUUGAAGCCAUCACCAAUGGUUCACACAUCGAGAUCUCGUACACCGGUACUGUUGUCCUCUACAAACCCGGCCUAAUCACAGGGUCUGCUCCGGGCAGCGGUGCCUCGAGUUCAGGUGUUUUACAACAUGAAGUGCCCGCUAACAACACGCGCGGACUAAGUUACUUCCUUCUACCAAUAUGUCUGCUCGCACCAUUCAGCAAGACCAAAGUCGAUAUCCUCUUUACUGGUCCCGGCGUGAUCACCAGCUCGACUGAGAAAUGGGGCGACAUGAGUGUCGACGGCGUGCGGACAGCCAUUCUUCCGCUCUACGAGAGAUUCGGCAUUGAGCGGGACAUAGAGUUGAGGAUACUGAAAAGAUCGAACCCAGGGCCGCAUGGCGUGGGCGGCGCCGGAGAAGUCCAGCUUGUAUUUGGACAUCAAGUUCGAUUGCCGAAGACACUGCACUCAAUGAGCCCGGGACGUGUCAAGAAGAUAAGAGGUGUGGCAUAUUCUACAGGUGUGAGUGGAAGUAAUAACGCGAGAAUGAUCGAGGCGGCAAGAGGGGUUCUCAAUCAAUUUGUCCCAGACAUCUACGUCUUCUCGGAUAUUGGGAGUGCCAGUUUGGUGCCUGCACCGGAAAGGAACAAUCCCAGCGCUAAGAGGAAGGUCGGUCUGGGAUUUGGAUUGUCACUGGUCGCAGAAAGUACGACUGGUUGUCUAUACUCUGCAGAUUCGUCGAGUCCGCCUGAAGGCGGUAUACCGCCGGAGGAUAUUGGUCGAAUGUGCGCUUUUCAACUUCUCGAAAGCGUCGAACGCGGCGGCUGUGUGAGUCUCGAGGCCGCAUCAACUGUGAUCACUCUGAUGUCUAUGGGCUCUGAAGACGUGGGCAGAGUUCAACUUGGGCGCGAUGUGUUGGCAAAUGAGCAUACGAUACAACUAGCACGCGAUCUGAAUGCUUUUGGCGCUGCGGGAUGGGGCAUUCGAGAUGCCACCGGUGAGAAAGCGGAGGGCCAGUUGGUGGUCAGCAUCGUGGGGAGAGGAGUCGGUAAUGUUGGACGAAAGAUUGGUUGA
This is a messenger RNA of Exophiala viscosa, 1218 nucleotides long. RefSeq names its product 18S rRNA biogenesis protein RCL1. Bases 1 to 1218 code for a protein of 405 amino acids. Gene Ontology annotation, molecular function: RNA endonuclease activity. The transcript has a single exon. Lineage: Eukaryota; Fungi; Ascomycota; Eurotiomycetes; Chaetothyriales; Herpotrichiellaceae. The record is from RefSeq and is a predicted model, not a curated record. Gene Ontology annotation, cellular component: nucleolus. Gene Ontology annotation, biological process: endonucleolytic cleavage of tricistronic rRNA transcript (SSU-rRNA, 5.8S rRNA, LSU-rRNA); ribosome biogenesis.